AUGGUUAUUCUAUUCAACCCUGUGACUGAACGUCUAGCAAGAUAUAUAUUGCCUUUACCAUGCAGAAACAGCAUGCUAAGUGGCCGUGCGUAUGUGCAAGAAUUGAUUGAUGGCCAUCCUGCAAGAGUACUUGAGAACUGUAGAAUAACGGUGGAUUCUUUCAUGCGCUUAUGUGACAUUCUUGUGAGUGGGGGAUAUGUACCACAAAAUCCCCAGAAAAGAGUGCUCAUAGAGGAAGCAGUGUGCAUGACAUUAGUUAUGUUAAGUCACAAUCAUCGAAUGCGAAGCCUCGCUGAACAAUUCCAACAUUCCCCGGAGACCAUCUACAGGAACAUUCAUGAGGUGUUACGGGGGCUUUGUGAGUUGGGAAAAAUUCUCAUAAAACCGAGAGGACAGAACGAGGUUCAUCCAAAGAUUUAUAUCGAUAGGAGAUUUGUCCAGUGGUUUACGAAUGUUGUAGGUGCAUUAGAUGGUACACAUAUUCCAGCACAUCCACCACCUGGGCAGCAAGCGGCGUAUACGCAUAGGCAUGGGCAAGCAACUCAAAAUGUACUAGCCAUUUGCGAUUUUGAUAUGCGCUUUUCAUAUAUUUAUGCUGGUUGGGAAGGAAGCGCCCAUGAUGCACGCGUCUUGGACGGAACACUAACAGGACCUACACAUUUUCCGAUGCCCCCUCCAAGAAAAUACUACCUUGUGGACUCGGCAUAUAGAAAUAUUCCUGGAUUUCUUGCACCUUAUCGUGGAACACCUCGACAACCUGCUCAGGGCGGAUGUGAUGAUAACAUAUUCAAUGAUCAUGAUCAGGAGAUGGAUAUCGAAGGAGAAGGUGGGGUCCCACCAAUGCCAGAAAUUCAACCCUUAAGUGCCUCACAACAAGAGGUCAACGAAUGGCAUGAAAUGAGAGAUGAAAUGGCAAAUGGAAUGUGGAAUGCGUAUCGGAGUGCAAGAUGA
Messenger RNA from Coffea arabica (coffee), 951 nucleotides. RefSeq lists its product as uncharacterized. NCBI's taxonomy places the organism in Eukaryota, Viridiplantae, Streptophyta, Magnoliopsida, Gentianales, Rubiaceae. The record is from RefSeq and is a predicted model, not a curated record.